Molecule: messenger RNA, 1812 nt
Organism: Acanthamoeba castellanii str. Neff
Lineage: Eukaryota; Discosea; Longamoebia; Acanthamoebidae
Product: betalactamase
Exons: 11
Coding region: 1-1812 (603 amino acids)
Source: RefSeq, a predicted model, not a curated record
AUGCCACGACCGUGUUACGCCGUGCCUGCCGCUGCUGUUGUGCUGGCGGUGCUCUUCUUGGCGCGCUGCAGCCACGGCCUACCGUGGGAAGACGUGGCCCGCGCCGCUGAGAAAGAUGACCUUCACCUCCGGCAGCAGUCCGCUCACUCCUCCGGAGCACUGCGGGAGGUGCGGGGCCUCACCGUGCCUCCGUGCCCCGUCCACCCCAAGCCCGUCGCCCAACAGUUUAUCAGCCAAUCGUUCAUGCCGGACCGGCUGAAGCAGGCGCUGAAGAGCGUGGACGCGAUGAUGAGCAGUGCCCUGCAGGCGCGUGGCAUCACCGCGGCUUCUCUCGGCGUCGUGUACGACCAGGAGCUCAUCUGGCAGCAGGGCUACGGGCGCAUCGACCCCGCCAGCUCCUACUCGCCACCGGUGGACGCCCACACGAUCUUCCGAGUGGGCUCUGUGACUAAGCUGGUCACGACACUGAUGCUGUUCAAGCUGCGCGAUGCCGGCAUGCUCUCGCUCGACGACCCCAUUCACCUCUACGUGCCGCAGCUGAAGUGGGCGUCGCCUUUCAAGGGCAACCCCGGCAUCACGUGGCGCUCCCUCGCUGGGCAGACCAGCGGGCUGGGUGGCGCCACGCCGUGCAACUUCUUCACGCUGUGGGAACCGAUCCUGGGCGAUGCCUGUGAUAUCUCCAAUGAAGAGGCCUGGAAGCGAGUCUCGUCCUCUCCCCCGACUGUGCCGAUGUGGGAGAUGCCGCACUACGCGGACAGCGCGUACGCUAUCCUCGGCCGGGCGUUGGAGUCCGUCGUGCAGAUGCCCUAUGAGGACUGGGUCAAAGAAAACAUCUUCAAACCUCUCGGGAUGGACAGCUCGUUCAUGGCCUACGACGGAUGGUCGGACAUGGCCAAGCGGGUGCCGCCAGGCAUGGAGGGCAACUUCACCUACCCCUCCUUUGUGGCCCAGGUCGACCUCCGCUGGGCUCGUCCCACCGGCAACAUGUACUCGUCGACGGCCGACCUGGCCAAGCUGGCGUCGGUCUUCAUGGUUGGCCAGGGCGAGCCGCAGAACGCCCUGGGAAUCUACAGCAGCAGCCUGCGGGAGAUGAUGACCCCCUCCUUCAUCAACGACGAUAGGGUGUCGGCGUACGGCUACCCGUUCGAGAUGUACCACACCAGCGCGCUGGGCGCCGGACUACCAGACUACUGGCUGCGGGGCAAGGCGGGCACCAUGCCCGGCUACUUCAGCAAGGUGAUCAUAGUCCCCGAGAUUAAGAUGGCGGUCAUCGCGCAGGGCAAUAGCCACGUCAGCACAUGGGACGUCCUGGCCACUCUGAUCCCGGCCUUUGACCAGACCCUGUGGGACCUGCAGCCGCUGCCCACCAACCCGGGCAAUCUCACCGCCUACGAGGGCACCUACGUCGCCUCCGCCCUUCUCGAGUACCAGCCCGCUUCGCCCACGCCCCCUCUCAAGCAAAAUACAACAUUCUGUCUGACUCGUCUCUUUUUCUCAAGUCUGCUGGUGGCCAACGCCACGGUGGUGGCCGACACAGCCAACCACCAACUCCUUGUCUACAUCAGCGUUGGAGGCAUGGCAUCGCCGUCCAAGUCGGUGACGGUGGUGAAUGCGGUGUGGCAGGAGGGCAACUCGUUCCUGAUGCUCAACACAAUGGGCCGGGGCCAGUCGUGUCUGUCGCUCGAGUCGGGCUACACCAACAUCCUGAUGACCUUCCACGAGCAGAAGCCGUGGCUCGGUGGCCCGUCCUUCGUCGCCUCGCUCGCCAUCCCAUCCGACCCCUUCUACGGUUGGACCUUCACCAAACAAUAA